CUAAUUUAGAGUUUACGCAUCUUUUCAUUGUAGGAUAUAAGGUAUACCUUUAUGGAGGUUGUGUAUGAGAUCUUGUAUCAAAUAGAACUCCUAAACAUUAUUUUUUCAAUUCAGUGUUUAAUCCGGAAGAUAUAUUUCUCUGCUUCAUAAUGGUCUUUUAUGAGUUGGUGAAGAAUUGAUAUGUUAACAGGUUUUCAAGAGGACCAUCCUCAUCGAGAAUCCUGGCUCUGCACCCACUUCAUAGGCACGCCCCCUUAAAAUGUCUGCGGUAUGGAGAGCGAAACGAUGCAUAAGCUUGGCGGCCGGAGACUGUCCUCGAUUGAUCAAAUUUGCUCUUCAGGCUCCAAAGAAUGUUGUUGCCGAAUUUACAGACGGAAGUAGGUACAACUUGCCUGCUGAAUUUUUAAGGGUGUUCAGCCCUUCUGUUGAUAGUAAGAUCAGAUCAAUUGGUGGUGAAAAGGUGAUUUAUGGACGCCGUCAUGUAGGGAUCAUGUCUGCAGAACCCGUAGGCAACUACGGGGUAAGGUUACUUUUUGACGACUUGCAUAAAACUGGGAUCUAUACAUGGGACUAUUUCUAUCAUCUAGGAAGCAACAAAUUCACCCUCAUGAGAAGCUACAUCAACAUGUUGAGGAAACAUGGUCUUAGCCGCGACCCUCCUGCCAAAAAAUAAGGUUAUCAAAUGCUGGUGGAAAAUAGAAGAUGGUGGUUAUGAUCCAAGACCUACAUUUUGUAAAAAGGGAAGAAGAAAAAGGCC
Messenger RNA from Cynara cardunculus var. scolymus (artichoke), 757 nucleotides. RefSeq lists its product as uncharacterized. The transcript is spliced from 6 exons. NCBI's taxonomy places the organism in Eukaryota, Viridiplantae, Streptophyta, Magnoliopsida, Asterales, Asteraceae. Bases 260 to 673 code for a protein of 137 amino acids. The record is from RefSeq and is a predicted model, not a curated record.